UAGUUUACACAUCCGCGAGCUUGACGGCUCGCUGACUGGGUCAAGGAGUAAAAUCAGUUCCGACUCGGAUCUUUUUCUGAAUAUUUUUGAAAGGAAAAAAAGAAGAGGGAGGGGAGAAAAAGGGAGUUUGACGGCGGAAUGGCGGAUAUGGACCCGCUGGUACCGAUACCCGUGGAGGUUCGGGCCAAACUUGCCGAGCUGGAGUUGGAGUUAUCCGAAGGGGACAUCACCCAGAAAGGCUAUGAGAAAAAAAGGUCCAUGCUGAUUGGAGCCUUUUUGGCACAAGGCCCAGGUUCGAACGCAUCGGCGGGAGUUCCGGAGAGACGACCGCCGGCAGCACCGUCCUCGGCGGCACGAUUUCGCCGAAGACGCUUAUCCGGGUCCAGGGACGAGCGGUACCGCUCAGACAUUCACAGCGAGGCAGUGCAAGCGGCGUUAGCCAAACACAGAGAGAGAAAGAUGGCCGUCCCCAUGCCGUCCAAGCGCCGCUCGCUGGUGGCACGCAACUCCGCUGAGGCGUACACGCCGCCAGAUACCUCCUCAGCCUCUGAGGGUGAGGAUGGUGAAGGUGGCGCUGGCGAGGACGUGGAAGGAAAUGACGACGGUGGAACUUCCUCGCACCACGCCAUCCACCUCACGUCAUCCAACACUAACUCGUCCACUGCGUCCUCAUCCUCGUCCGGUGAUAGCGGGGCGGUGGCCCACGGGCGCUUUGCCAAGGUUCUGGCCCAGCACGUCCACAUCUCUGCUCACCGGCGCCACCUAAACAUGAACCAGCAGCACCUCAGCAGCGAGAUCCACUCGGCACCCCCGGACGUUACGGGUUAUGGCGACCGCUCGUCGGUUGCCGACAGGCUCCGGGCGGAGAAAGCAGUGGGUGGGGCCCCAAAACAGACGCCCAAGUACGGUAACGCCGAGCUGAUGGAGACCGGAGACGGCGUUCCAGUCAGCAGCCGUGUUUCGGCCAAGAUUCAGCAGCUGGUCAACACGCUGAAAAGACCCAAGAGGCCGCCGCUUCGAGAGUUUUUUGUCGACGACUUUGAAGAAAUGCUGGAGGCGCCGCAGCCCGACCCCAACCUGCCCAAGGCCGAGGGACCCCAAAUGGUGCCCGCCCACGGGGAGGAUCUGGGCGUGGUUGACAACUGCCCGCCCUGUCUGGAGGCGGCCCUGCAGAGGUGGGCCACAGUCUCCCCCAAGGCCCCCUGCCUCACUACCGCCGACGUCAAUGGGAAGACCCUCCACCAGCUCACCUACGGCAAACUGUGGUCGCAGAGCGUGAAGGUGGCCUACAACUUGUCGCACAAGCUUGGAACCAAACAAGAACCUCUCAUCAGACCUGGAGACAGAGUGGCGCUGGUGUUCCCCAACAACGACCCGGGUUCCUUCAUGACGGCAUUCUACGGCUGCCUGCUUGCCGACGUGAUCCCCGUCCCCGUGGAGGUUCCGCUCACCAGGAAGGACGCUGGCGGUCAGCAGAUAGGCUUCUUGUUGGGCAGCUGCGGCGUUGGCGUGGCUCUCACCAGCGACCUCUGCCACAAAGGGCUCCCUAAGAGUCCCACGGGGGAGAUACUUCAGUUCAAAGGUUGGCCCAAGCUUUUGUGGAUGGUCACCGAGUCCAAAAACUUGUCCAAACCCCCCCGAGACUGGUUCCCCCGCAUCAAAGACACCGGACAAGACACCGCCUACAUUGAGUACAAGACGUGCAAAGACGGCGGCGUCCUGGGCGUGACGGUGACGCGAGCCGCCAUGUUGGCUCACUGUCAGGCCCUCACGCAGGCCUGCGCCUACACCCAAGCUGAGACCCUGGUUAACGUUCUGGACUUCAAGAAAGACGUCGGACUGUGGCACGCCGUCCUCACUAGCGUGAUGAACAUGAUGCAUGUGGUGAGCGUUCCGUACGCCCUCAUGAAGGUCAACCCGCUGUCGUGGAUCCAGAAAGUGUGUCAGUUCAAAGCCAAGGUGGCGUGCGUCAAGUCCCGCGACAUGCACUGGGCUCUGGUGGCGCAUCGUGACCAGCGUGACAUCAACUUAGCGUCUUUGAGGAUGCUGCUGGUCGCCGACGGCGCCAAUCCCUGGUCCAUCUCGUCCUGCGACGCCUUCCUCAACGUCUUCCACACCAAAGGUUUGAAGUCGGACGUUAUUUGUCCCUGCGCCAGCUCGCCCGAGGCGCUCACUGUCGCCAUUAGGAGGCCCGCCAAGGACGGAAGCGUCGCGCCAGCUCGCGGUGUUUUGUCCAUGCACAGUUUGAGUUACGGCGUCAUCCGACUGGACUCAGAGGAGAAACUCUCGGUGCUCACGAUGCAAGACGUCGGCGGUGUCAUGCCAGGAGCCGUGAUGUGCGUGGUGAAGACGGACGGCGUCCCGCAGCUGUGCAAAACGGACGAAGUGGGCGAGUUGUGCGUCUGCACGGUCGCCACGGGGACGUCCUACUACGGCCUCAGCGGAAUGACCAAGAACACCUUCGAGGUGGUGCCCGUCGACGUCGCCGGCGCCGCCGUGGGCGAGUUACCUUUCACGAGGACGGGACUGCUGGGCUUCGUCGGCGCCGGCGGUCUAGUGUACGUGGCGGGCAAGGCGGACGGCUUGAUGGUAGUCGGCGGGCGGCAACACAACGCCGACGACAUCGUGGCCACGGCGCUGGCCGUCGAGCCCGUCAAGUUCGUCUACAGGGGACGAAUAGCGGUGUUCUCCAUCGAGGUCCUGCAUGACGAGAGGAUCGUGGUGGUCGCCGAGCAGCGUCCCGACUCCUCUGAGGAGGACAGCUUCCAGUGGAUGAGCCGUGUACUGCAGGCCAUCGACGGCAUCCACCAGGUGGGCGUGUACUGUUUAGUUCUGGUUCCAGCCAACACGCUUCCCAAGACCCCUCUGGGUGGCAUCCAUCUGUGUGAGACUAAGCAGCUCUUCCUGGAGGGGGCGCUGCACCCCUGCAACGUCCUUAUGUGCCCACACACCUGUGUCACCAACCUGCCCAAACCUAGGCAGAAACAACCAGAGAUUGGCCCCGCCUCCGUGAUGGUGGGAAAUCUGGUUUCCGGCAAGAGGAUUGCUCAGGCCAGCGGGAGAGAGCUGACGCAGGUCGAAGACAAUCAUCAGGUGUGCGUUCGUUCGUUCGUUCGUGCGUACGUGUGGGAACGAAAGCACUUUCUCAAUACUUUUGGCCAAUUUUUUGUAUUUCAGUUGCUGUUCCUGUCUGAAGUGUUGCAGUGGCGAGCGCAAAGCACGCCGGAACAUGUGCUCUACACGCUACUAAACUCACGGGGUACGACGGCCAGCUCGCUGACGUGCUCGCAGCUCCACAAGAGAGCCGAGAAGGUGGCGGCCAUGUUGGCCGAACGCGGCGGCAUUCGGGUCGGGGAUCACGUGGCGCUGCUCUACCCUCCAGGCACGGAGCUGAUCGUGUCGUUUUACGGCUGUUUGUACGCCGGUCGCGUUCCCGUCACCGUGCGUCCGCCUCACCCGCACAACAUCGCCAGCACGCUGCCCACCGUCAAGAUGAUCGUCGAGGUGAGUCGAUCAGCCUGCGUGCUGACCACGCAGGCCAUCUCAAAGCUGCUCAGGUCCAAAGAGGCGUCGGCCGCCGUGGACGUGCGCACCUGGCCGCUCGUCCUGGAUACGGACGAUUUGCCCAAGAAGAAAGCGCCCGGGUUGUACAAACCUUCCGAUCCUGACACGUUAGCCUACCUGGACUUUAGCGUGACCACCACCGGCAUGCUAGCUGGAGUCCAAAUGUCUCACGCGGCCACCGGCGCCAUGUGUCGCUCCAUCAAGCUUCAGUGCGAGCUGUACCCGUCCCGAGAGGUGGCCGUCUGCCUCGACCCUUACUGCGGUCUGGGCUUCGUCCUCUGGUGCCUUUGCAGCGUGCACUCGGGCCACCGCUCCAUCUUGAUUCCGCCCUCGGAACUGGAGAGCAACGCGUCGCUGUGGCUGUGGGCCGUCAGUCACCACAAGGUCCGGGACACCUUCUGCUCGUACGGCGUGAUGGAAAUCAGCACCAACGGGCUGGGCCAGCAGACGGACGCGCUCAAGAGUCGCGGCGUGGAGCUGUCGAGGGUGCGGACGUGCGUGGUGGUGGCGGAGGAGCGGCCGCGGACGUGCCUGACUCAAUCCUUCUCCAAACUCUUCAAGGACCUGGGCCUUCACUCGCGAGCCGUCAGCACCGCCUUCGGGUGCAGAGCCAACAUGGCCGUCUGCCUGCAGGGAACAUCCAGUCCCGACCCGACCACCGUCUUCGUAGACAUGAGGGCGUUGCGCCACGACAGGGUGCGACUAGUGGAGAGAGGGUCACCCCACAGUUUGCCCCUUAUGGAGUCUGGCAAGAUCCUUCCCGGCGUUAGGAUCAUCAUCGCUAACCCGGAGACCAAGGGACCAAUGGGAGAGUCCCACCUGGGCGAGAUUUGGGUGGAGAGCGCCCACAACUCGAGUGGUACCUACGGAGACGACGAGGACGAAGAAGGCCGGCGUUCGGCGGCGCGCUUGAGCUUCGGAGACACGCAGACGCUUUGGGCGCGCACGGGCUACCUGGGAUUCCUUCGGCGGACACUGCUCAAGGACGCCAACGGAGAGCGUCACGACGCGCUGUACGUGGUUGGUGCCUUGGAGGAAGCCAUGGAGCUUCGGGGGAUGCGCUACCACCCCGGCGACAUCGAGACGUCAGUCAUAAGGACGCACAAGAGCAUUGCUCAGUGCGCGGUGUUCUCGUGGAGCAACCUGCUGGUGGCGGUGGUGGAGCUGUCAGCGUCAGAGCGCGAGGCGCUGGACGUGGUGGCGCUGGUGACCAACGCCGUGCUGGAGGAGCACUUCCUGAUCGUGGGUGUGGUGGUGGUGGCUGACGUGGGCGCGGUGCCCAUCAACUCGCGCGGUCAGAAGCAGCGCACGCACCUGCGCGACGGCUUCCUGGCUGAUCGUUUGGACCCCGUUUACGUGGCCUACAACAUGUAGCCAAAGUAGUUUUUUGUUGGAUGGGGGGGAUAAUUUCCUGUUUUUAAAAUGCAUUUUUCGCAAACUUACGGAGCCCUUAAAGGGACAUCAACAGGGAAAAAAAAACAAAUUUAAGCAAUCUUUCUAGUGCACACCAGCAACUAUCUGGUAAACGUUAGAAUUAUGUAGCAUUUAAGCUAGCAACUGUGGCUAUGCAAGUUAGCCAAUUGUUGCAACUGGCUAAUUUGCAUAGCCAAAGUCUGCUAGCUUAAAUGCCAAAUAAUGCUAAUGUUUCCAACAAUUAACUAACUUGCAUAGCAGAUGUCUACUAGCUCAAAUGCUAUAUAAUGCUAAUGUUUACAACAAUUGGGUAACUUGCAUAGCAAAGGUCCGCUAGCUUAAGUACUAUAUAAUGCUGAUGUUUACAACAAUUGGCUAACUUUCACAGCAAAGGUCCACUAUCUCACAUGCUAAUUGGCAAACUUGCAUAGCAAAAGUCCGCUAGCUCAAAUGCUGUAUAAUGCUAAUGUUUCCAACAAUUGGCUAACUUGCAUAGCAAAAGUCAGCUAGCUCAAAUGCUAUAUAAUGCUAAUGUUUCCAGCUAUUGGCCAACUUGCACAGCAAAAGUCCGCUACCUUAAAUGCUAUAUAAUGCUAUUUUUUCCAACAAUUGGCUAACUUGUAAAGCAAAAGUCCGCUAGCUUGAAUGCUAUAUAAUGCUAAUGCUUACAACAGUUGGCUAACUUGCAUAGCAAAGGUCCACUAGCUUAAAUGCUAUAUAAUGCUAAUGCUUACAACAAGUGGCUAACAUGCAUAGCAAAAGUCCACUAGCUUAAAUGCUAUAUAAUGCUUACAACAAUUGGCGAACUUGCAUAGCAAAAGUCCAUUUGCUUAAAUGCUAUAUAACGCUAAUGUUUACAACAAUUGGCUAACUUACAUAGCAAAAGUCCGGUAGCUUAAAUGCUAUAUAAUGCUAUUGUUUCCAACAAUUGGCCAACUUUGAUUGCAAAAAUCCGCUGUCUUAAUUGUUAAAUAAUGCUAGUGUUUACUACAAUUGGCCAAUUUUUAUUGCAGAUGUCCGCUAGCUUAAAUGCUAUAUAAUGCUAAUGUUGCCAACAAUUGGCUAACUUGCAUAGCAAAAAUCCGCCAGCUUAAAUGCUAUAUAAUGCUAAUAUUUAUAACAAUUGGUUAACUUGCAUAGCAAAAGUCCGCUUGCUUAAAUGCUAUAUAAUGCUAAUGUUUACAACAAUUGGCUAGCUUGCGUUGCAAAGCUCCGCUAGCUUAAAUGCUACAUUAUGCUAAUGUUUACCAGAUUGUUUGUGGUGCUUAAAUUUAUUUUAUUUCUGUCGAUGUCCCUUUAUGGGCUCUGUACAAACUCGCCUAAAACAUAAAUUUUAUAAAGUUUUUGCUACACAUCAUUUGCAGUUACUUGACUUUCAGGGUUCCUUGUAAAAAAAAAAAAAAAAAAAAAAAAAAAACGUUUUUUUUGUCAAGCCGUCUGGUUAAUGUGUGUAAUUAUGUACAAAUAUAAGUGAUUUUAUUUAUUUUGUUUCUUCUAGAAGGCAGAAAAUUGGAAAAUUUGCAAAAAAAAAAUUUUUUUUUUGGUUUGUUUUUACUUGAAAUCCAAGUUGUUUUUCACUCCGUCCAUAUCAAACAAACGCAAAAAAAAAAAAAAAAAAAAAUGUAAAAAUUAAAAUGAGUUCAAUAGUUUUCACCUUAAUGCCAAAACAUUUUUGUGGGGGUAAAAAAGCACCUUGCUCACAAGUUUUUUUUGAAUUUGCCUUAUUUGAGUUUUAAUGUCAAUAAAUAUUUUAAGUCUGGCUUUCAAUGUUUUGUGCAUAUUUCAUUUUUUGGAGGGCGGGGGGGGGGGUAAAUACGCAGAACUGAAAUGGGUGCUAGGAGGAAUUACAGGUCAGAGCCACUAGAGGGCAGCCUUCUGUAUGUUAGGAUUUGCCAGUAGAGGGAAAUUGUGAAAUUGUUGUCGGUAUUUCAGCCUGUAAUAAUACUAAUAAUUUUGUAAAAUGUGCUUCCAUCCGUGUAAUAUUCAAAGGCCAGAAAGAAGAAAAAAAACAAAAUGCAGUUGCUUCAUUUCCCAAAACUAGUAAGUCCUUUAUUUUUAUGUUUAGAGAAAAUAGAUGAAAUUCUGUUAAAAUAAAAACAAAAAAAAACCUCUUGUCUUUUUGAAUUUGAUGUGUUUCUUUUCAGAUUAUAUUUUGUUGAUUGGAUUUGAUCAGCGGAAGUUGGUGGCAAUUCCCUGACCAGCCGGAAGAUAGCCGCAGAGAGUAAGAGUCAUUUAUUGUGAGCAUUGUUGCUUGUAUCUUAAAUUAGACAAAUUCUAUACGAGGAAUCCUUAUUAUAAUCAUUUAGACUAUAAAUUUAUUAGUCUUUAUAGAAAUUUCACCAACAUUUCAAUUUUCCCAAUUAAAAUGAUGGAAGACAGAUCCACAAAAUUCAUAACGCCCAAAAAAUUAAGAAUAUUUUUUUUAU
Corythoichthys intestinalis (scribbled pipefish) is the source of this 7403-nucleotide messenger RNA. RefSeq names its product disco-interacting protein 2 homolog C-like. The record is from RefSeq and is a predicted model, not a curated record. NCBI's taxonomy places the organism in Eukaryota, Metazoa, Chordata, Actinopteri, Syngnathiformes, Syngnathidae. Bases 139 to 4938 code for a protein of 1599 amino acids. The transcript is spliced from 36 exons.